AUGAGAUGGCAGAUGAAAUGGAACAAAUGGGCUGUGUGUGCCAGCGUGUUCGUCAUCACAAUAACGAGGACAGGACCCGUGUUCAGCUUUGGAUUUUUCGUAGCGGAGUUCUAUAAGAUGUACCAAGUUAAUAUGGCAACUCUGACAUGGAUCUCUGUUAUGGCAGCUGGAAUGUGUGGCAUUCUAUCUCCCAUUCCCGUUUACGUCCUCAAAUAUUUCAACAAGCACGGAUACAUCGGAUGUUGUACAUUCGGGAUAGUGACGCAAUCAGUUUGUUUGUUCCUAUCGGCUCUCGUCAAGGAUGUUCGUUGGAUGUUUCUAACGUUUGGUUUGAUGUACGGGGUUGCGUAUUGUUUCGCUCACAUGUCUUCCUGUCUUUAUCUGAGCGAAAUUUUUCCAACUGGACAGAAAUAUCACAUUAUCGCUACUGCCACUAUCUGGGGCGGAUAUGCAACAGGGCAAAUUUUAUACAAUUUAUUGGUGGCCUGGCUGUUACAAAUAAUGUCUUGGGCAAAUGUUUUCAUUAUCUUAGGUGCGAUAAACUUGUUUCUGGGACUUUUGUGUGUUUCGUCGUUUCUGUUGAAGAAUGAUAUCAGUGAAAGUUCUUUUUCAUACUCAACACUGAACGAACAAGUAUUGGAGAAUAAUAAUAAUGAGCAAAUCAAUCAAAUCGACAAAACGGAAAACAAUCCAAACUCCAGAGAAACUAUUCAGAGUAACAAGCGCAACGAUAUUCUUCAAUGGUUGAAAAUAAUAUUUUGGCUCGUGGGAACAAUGUUUAGCAACGUGAUAAUGAUGGCCCUACCCGGAAGUUUCGUGAGAUAA
Helobdella robusta is the source of this 825-nucleotide messenger RNA. RefSeq lists its product as hypothetical. Gene Ontology annotation, biological process: transmembrane transport. The coding region runs from base 1 to 825 and encodes 274 amino acids. Gene Ontology annotation, molecular function: transmembrane transporter activity. The transcript is spliced from 4 exons. The record is from RefSeq and is a predicted model, not a curated record. Lineage: Eukaryota; Metazoa; Annelida; Clitellata; Rhynchobdellida; Glossiphoniidae.